GGUGUGGGCGUCGAUGUCUAUAUGCAUGGCUUCCAGGCGGGACUCUAUAUACUUUUUUCAGCUCUUCUGGUGAUGUUCAUCGAGGUCAAGUGGCUGGUUACGCUAUUCCUGCAGCUCCAAUGUUCCGAGGAUAACUAUCAGAGGAGCUUGAGAGGGUCCUGCGGCUGCUUGGGCUGCUGGCGCGUGUCGUGCUCCUUCUGCGGCGGCUGGCGACCCACGCCCAUCUAUGCGAUUAUUGGCAUCUGCCUGAUACUCUAUCCGCAUAAUCUGUGGCUCAGCUAUGUGGCUGGCAUGUUCCUGCUGCUGCUCGGCCUCCUGCGACUCUGCACACUGCUCCGAUUCAGUCCUGCCAAAGACGAAGGCCUCCUGCCGCAAUGCGACUUUGAAAAGGUGUCCAGUUUUGUGGAUAAUAUGGAGGAUGACUUUGCGGAGGUUAGUGCCUCGCAAACAGUCUUGGAUCAGGAGGACGAUGAAGACGAUGGCGACGAGGAACCCACCAUUGACGAUGAUGUUUGCUAAUAGUUAAGAAGCUAUGAAAUGAAUGCUUAAGUUUUCAUUAUACGAAUUAAUUCAAGAGAAUGGGAAACCAUUAGCAUUA
Drosophila subobscura is the source of this 598-nucleotide messenger RNA. RefSeq lists its product as uncharacterized. The coding region runs from base 22 to 519 and encodes 165 amino acids. The transcript has 4 exons. Lineage: Eukaryota; Metazoa; Arthropoda; Insecta; Diptera; Drosophilidae. The record is from RefSeq and is a predicted model, not a curated record.